Molecule: messenger RNA, 3686 nt
Organism: Drosophila ficusphila
Lineage: Eukaryota; Metazoa; Arthropoda; Insecta; Diptera; Drosophilidae
Gene: goe
Product: protein gone early
Exons: 11
Coding region: 491-3142 (883 amino acids)
Biological process (GO): protein processing
Cellular component (GO): plasma membrane
Molecular function (GO): metalloendopeptidase activity
Source: RefSeq, a predicted model, not a curated record
CUGCUGAAUUCAUCGAAACAUUUAACUGCAUUCGGUUGCCUUUUCUUGCGGUCCGUUAAAAGAAAAGAAAAUAAUUUCAAAUCUUCGCGAAAAAUAUAACGAGUGGUAUUUGGCUUACUUUAAACAAUACAAUCAUUACGGCAUUCCAAUAAAAAACCUCACAACCCUGUUUUCAUUGAGAAUACGAACAUAGCGGUUUUUUCGGUAACUGUUUUCGUUGCAGAGCGCGUAAAAAUUCAAAGCAAUUCUCCAAAAGAUUGCGCGAUUGUGUGUUUUUUUUUUUUUUGUGUGUGUGCGUUUUCGGAAAUAAAAACAUAAUCGUGUCGCCAUGCUAAAGUUUCGGAAUGCCAAAUGAGCUAUAAACAAAAAGAGCUACUUAGAGGAACUGAUUAAAAAUGCCGAACCGCCUGAACUGAGGAAAGACAGAACGAGAGAGCCGCUUGAAAUCAGCUGGGAAAGACCGUGAUCGACGUGAAUAUCCACCAACACAAUGGCCAUCAAUCAGGGCAAGUACAAGCCGACGAUCUGCGCCAUCGACGAGGUGGAUGACCGCAGUUUCAAGCUGCACAACAGCCAGGACGAGAUCGGUGGCAAGCAGCAGCUGCAGCAGAUCGAGGGCAGCGAGACGGCUCCGCUGACCACCAACCAGCAGAAGCUGCACAUGGACGACGGCUCCCAUUUGACGCCCAAGGAUCUGGAGGCGGCGCGACAGGAUGCCCUCAACGAGGUCAGCGGCGCCGGAGCGGGCGGCAGGACACCGGCGGCCAUCACACCCAACUCCACGCAUCCGUCGGCCAAUGGACUGAGAGCCUUGCUGCUUCCAGGCCGACGAUCCUUCGACGCGCUGAUGAGUCUGUCGCGCAAGCGGCGCAUCCUGUACGUGACCACCGCCUGCCUGUGCGCCCUGCUCCUGCUGAUCGUCAUCCUGCUGCUGGCCUUCUGGCCCGAGGUGCCCUUCUACCUCCGCGCCCCGCUCUGCCUGGAGAAGGAGUGCGUGGAGAGCAGUCGCCAGCUGCUCCUGUGGGCCAACACCUCGAAGAGUCCUUGCCACGAGACGUACGACUGGGCGUGCGGCAACUUCGCCAGCGACUACGCCAACCACGAUUACUUUGUGAUCAAGCGCGGCGAGUGGAACUACGAGACUUACAAUGAGUAUCAGGAACUCAACGAACUGAAUCGCUUUAUUUCCAUGCUGCCGAACUCUGGCGAGGGUGCCUACUCCGUCGAGUCCACGGUGACGAGCUUGUAUCGCAGUUGUCGCGACAUCGAUUCCCUGGACAAAAGCCAGUCGGAUCUGCUUCUGAAACGAGCCAUCAACGCAGUGGAGGGCUGGCAGGCAUUCCGGGAGACGAAUCGACUGCAGUCCUGGGACCACCGGAGGGUGCUGGUCCUCCUGCAGGCCAAGUACGGCAUAUUUCCCUACUAUCGCGUCAGUGUGGAGAACGGCUACAGUAAUCCCCACGACUAUGUGAUCACCCUGGACGAGGGGGAGAUCGGACUGCCGAACAAGUACUUCUAUGGCAACGAUGCCGACGAGGAGGUGGUCCGUGGCUACAAGCUCCUCCUCCGCGAUUUCGCCAUCAAUAUGGGUAUUGUUUCCCGGGAGGCAGAUCUAUUUGCCGACGAAAUUUUCCACUACGAACGUCGCAUUGUGAAUCACAUCGAGGAUGCCAAAGCUGGCGGAGAUCGUCAGCUGAAUAAGAUAAUGCGUCUGGCCGAUCUUAAGACUAAAGCGCCUUCCUUGCCCAUUCUGGAAUCGCUGAAGGCCAUCUUUCCGAAAACCAAAAUCACCGAAGACACCGAGGUUUUGGUACGCGAUGUCGAAGUAAUGAAUGCUCUAUCCGUAUUGCUCUCCACCUCGGAUAAAAAGCCAAUUAACAACUUCAUCAUUUGGUCGCUGGUCCGCCAGAUGCUGCCGCAUUUGUCCAAGGAGUAUCGCACCCUGGCGGAGAACUUCGAUCAUGCGGUUUAUGGACGCACCGCCAGCUAUCCGAGGUGGCUCAUCUGCAGCAAGGUGGUGCGCGACUGGCUGCCUUUCGCGGUGGAUGCAUUGCAGCAACAGCCACCGAGGCAGCAAUUCGAAACGGCGGUCUCCAGCAACAGAAGGGGCGGAUUGAACAAGACGCAGGGCAACGAGGAGCUGCUCCGCCUGAUGUUCUACAGUCUGCGCAAUCAGCUGAAGGAUUCGCUCGAACAGGCCAAAUGGCUGGAGCCGGCGGCCAGGCAGUUCAUCCAGAAGAAACUCAACGAGAUGCGGCUGCAGUUCGGCAUACCCGACGAGGUCUUGGACCAGGCCGACUAUCUGAAGCACUACUACAGCGACCUGAUGCUAAACAAUCUGUACUUCGUGGAGCACUUGGAGUCGAUUUGGACAUUCCGUCGCACGCGGAUGGAGAAGAAAUUGGGCACGCUGGGCAUGCUGGAUGUCAUUGUUUCCGAGAUGUACACAAGGGACAAUCCUCAGGCCAUCGGCUACUCCAACAAGCUGAACAUGCUGCUCGUCUCCAGGGUGUUGAUAAGCUCCAAUUACUACGACUACCGAUACCCAGUAGCUGUGAACUUUGCCCGCAUUGGCACCGACAUUUUGGAGGCCCUGAUCGACAACUUCUCCACCUUCCUGCUGCAGUUCAACACGCAGAGCGCGGACAUCAGUGACGCGGCGCCGGAGAUCCGUUACGCCCAGCCGGAUGUGAACUGCCUGGCGGCGGGACAGCCACCUCGACUCGUCCACGAACUGAACGACUUGUCGAGCAGCGCGCUGAAGAGCUUCCAUGUGACGCUGAGCGCGGCCAGAACGGCGGCCCGGGCAUUGAGCAGCUUUGUGGGCGCCAUCGAUGCGGGCAGUGCCAUCCAGGGAUCGGGAAUCGAUCAGGCCAACACGUACGAGGCCCUCGGACUCACCAGGCGGCUGAGGAUUCCCGGCCUGAGGUCCUUCAACGAGAACGAGCUGUUCACGCUCGCCUACAUGCAGCAGCACUGCAGCACCACGAUUGCGGACAAGGACUACGCCAGGAUCAAGCCGCAUGUGGAGAGCCAGCUGGCCGAGAGUUAUCUCUUCAAUGCCACCUGGCAGCACAUCCAGUUCCUGCCACGCUCCACAAAUUGUGCCGCCGCCGAGGCAAGUUGCUCCAAUCUGCUCUGAAACGCAAAUGACCAUCCACCAGGACUUCCAGCGAAGACAGAUCCUUGUGGAUGAAGACGACGAGAAACAUGAACUCGACUGCUUGAAUGGAUCAACCUAUUUAUUGUACUUUUUUUUUACUCCCACACAUUGCCAGAGACACAGAAACAGACACAGAUACAGAUACAGAUACAGAUACAGAUACAGAACAGAGAUGACAGAAUCCAGAUGGCUACCCGCGCACACAUCGCCUUAGUUGUAGUUUUAGCCAUUAAGCCUAGCACGUAGAUUAACCAUGAAGGAUCAGACUUAACAUUGACUAGCCACUGUUGACAUCACGCCACACAUUCGCACUCUGCCACAACUUGACUCGAAGCAACCAAGUUGGGCAGUUAGUCGGCUUAAGUACGAACCCCACGCCUAAUUUAGUCUAGUUCGGUAAACUAAACUUAGUUAGCUGCUAAGCGCCGUCUGCCACCCUGUAUAAAUUGAUGAAUUUGAUUUGAUUUUUGCAAUACAAUUAAACGAGAAUGACUUUUCACAAAACUCGAAAAGCAAUCCAGAA